AUGGGCAACGUCAUGGAGGGCAAGUCGGUGGAGGAGCUGAGCAGCACCGAAUGCCAUCAGUGGUACAAAAAGUUCAUGACAGAGUGCCCCUCUGGCCAGCUCACCCUCUACGAAUUCCGCCAGUUCUUUGGCCUCAAGAACCUGAGCCCCUCAGCCAGCCAGUAUGUGGAACAGAUGUUCGAGACUUUUGACUUCAACAAGGAUGGCUACAUUGACUUCAUGGAGUACGUGGCCGCGCUCAGCCUGGUCCUCAAGGGCAAGGUGGAACAGAAGUUACGCUGGUAUUUCAAGCUCUACGACGUCGAUGGCAACGGGUGCAUAGACAGGGACGAGCUGCUCACCAUCAUCCGGGCCAUCCGAACCAUUAAUCCCUGGAGCGACUCAUCCAUGAGCGCCGAGGAGUUCACAGAUACCGUGUUUGCCAAAAUCGACAUCAACGGGGAUGGGGAACUGUCUCUGGAGGAGUUCAUGGAAGGCGUCCAGAAGGACCAGAUGCUCCUGGACACGCUGACCCGAAGCCUGGACUUGACCCGCAUUGUGCGCAGACUCCAGAACGGUGAACAGGAGGAGGCCGGCGCUGGCGACCCUGCAGCAGAGGCUGCGGGCUGA
Molecule: messenger RNA, 609 nt
Organism: Peromyscus eremicus (cactus mouse)
Lineage: Eukaryota; Metazoa; Chordata; Mammalia; Rodentia; Cricetidae
Gene: Guca1a
Product: guanylate cyclase activator 1A
Exons: 4
Coding region: 1-609 (202 amino acids)
Biological process (GO): visual perception; positive regulation of guanylate cyclase activity
Cellular component (GO): photoreceptor inner segment; cone photoreceptor outer segment
Molecular function (GO): calcium sensitive guanylate cyclase activator activity; calcium ion binding
Source: RefSeq, a predicted model, not a curated record